GAUUUAAAUGUCGGGUUACACAACUGUCUGCAGAGGAAGCAUCUUGUCAAAUGUUUUUUUUUAGAACAGUAGGAUCCUGGUGAUCCUGGCCUAUCAAGACUCUGCAGGUUCGCUGAGUAAUCCACAAUUUAUCUGACUAACUCAUCGAGAUUUCGAAGGAGGAAAAUCGAUGGUUAUAAAUCUGUGAUCUAACUUCAGUGUCCGCCCCGCGAACAUGCACCAAGGUCCCCUCUUGCCUCAACGUUUGUCUCCCCUGACGCCGAGGGAUUAAGCUGGGAGGGUGGAGAGAGAGAGAGAGAGAGAGAGAGAGAGAGAGGAGGAGGAGGACAGAAAAAAAGGAGAAAGAUUUCAGCACCGGAGCUGUCCACGGCACUUGAAGAAGUCUCUAUUCCUGCCAAGGAGGGGAAACUGCUUCCGAUUGUAAAUGAUCUCUUGUGGACUGUGAGGAGGAAGGAAUAAUAAACUGCUCUGCCAUUCAUCUCUCUGCGGGGCUACCGACUGGCCAGGAAAGGCGCACAUAUUUCAUUCGAGCAAAGUCUUGCCAUGCUGGACGGCCGGGCUUGAGACAGAGAGGAUAAAGUGAGAACAGCAGCCCUUCACUCUUUACGCCAUGGGGAGUGCUUAUGUCAAAGAAGCAGCAGGUGGAGAAGGUGCAGAAGUGCAACGCCGUCGUCUCCGCCUUCCAAGCAACUGUCAAGGAGCGCGCCAUAGUCAAACAGAUAGAAGAAGUGGAGGAAGCUGAAGCCAAAUCUUCAGCCAGUCCUGACGAAAAGAACACAGAGGAGGCAGAGAAAGAGGAAGCGGACAGUACCGCAGGCCCGUCAACCUCCCAACAGGCCACAGCGUCAGCCAGAGAUGAGUGUAAGGUCAACCAGGAGGCAUGGUCGAGGUUACGGGACGGGAAAGGAGUGGAACCUGAAGAUAUGGACAAGACCCACCAGCUCACACCGCCUGCUUACGUGCGACCCAAAAGGGAAGCCGAUGAUGACCAGCCCAUAGAGAUUGAGCUGGAAAAUAAAGAGCAGCCACCGAGCGAUGAGAUGUGUGAUGUGUGUGAGGUGUGGACGGCAGAUGACCUGUAUCCCUGCAGGAUCUGCACUCGAGUGUUCCACGACGGCUGUCUGAGAGAGCUGGGCUAUCUGCGCGCCGAGGCCCUGCAAGAGAUGAGAGAUACAGCCCACACUGUUACCGGCUGGAGCUGCUACUAUUGUGAUAAUGUGAAUCUACUCCUAACAGAGGAGGAGAUGUACAGCCUUAUGGAGACCUUCAAUCAGUGCAAGAUUAUUCCAGAGUCAUGCCUGGUGUCAGAUGAGCUGCUGCAGUACCGCCACUUUGCAUCCAAACAGCUAUUCGAUAAGGACCUGACUGAUGAGCAGGAAGAGGAGGUCUUGUCCCAGUUUACAGCACUGGACCCCGAGAAGAAGGGUCACAUUGAGUGGUCCGACUUCCUCUACUUUGAAUCCCUUGCAGUAUUAAGGAAGUUACGCACAGAGAACUCCCUUGUGCGUCUGUUGACUGCCAAGGAGAGAGACACUGCACGGUCAGUGUUCAAGGGCCUGGUCCUGGAUAAAGACGGAGUGAUCACAAGGGCAGAAAGCCGCCAGGCCCAGCAGUCCUGGUUCCACAAGCUCAACAAAGAACCACAGUCUUGCAAUGUGAGACUCAUGGGACUCUGCUCUCCUAUUAAUUGUGGUAUAAGUCAUGUUGGCCCCAUAUGUGAGAGCAGUCCUGCCAGCUCUGGAAGUGAACGAAGCAAGACUGAUGAAAGCAGGCCAGUGACCUGGGCAGACUUUUUAAGGGAGAGCGCCAUCUAUAUCGUGGCUGCAAGGCCGAAUAGUUCUGCCAUGCACAUCCGUCUGCCUCUAUAGUCCAGGAGCCUCGACUGCACCCAGCAGAGAGCAGGAGAGAGAUAGAGGGUGAGCCCUAUAGAGCCUACAGAAGAGUGACUGCACGGUGACGUAGGGACUGCAACCGAAAGGAACAAGAUGAAGCACUGAGAGACAGCAGAUCAAGCCAUCGACAGAAUCUCUCCUCCUCUGCGAUACCUUAAAACCCACAACACUGACAACACACACACACUCACACACACGCUUGACUGACACACACAUCGCAAGUGACAGCAGCUGUCACAGGACCAAACUCAAAAAUCUGACGGCUUCCAACAAAUAUGAGAGAGAUAGGAAGCGAGGAAGACAAAACCACCUACUCAUGAAUAGUCAGUCAGUGCUGAAAGUUUUGAGAGCAAAAGAAUCAUGCACACUAUCAGACAAACUCACACUCUGCAUUUAACGUUAAACACUGCACUCUGUGGCCCUCUGACUUCAUAACACACCUCUCUAUGUUCAUUCCUUUUGGCCUAAUCUUGUCCUAAUUAUAGUUACAUGCUGCUGUAAUGGGAUUGUGUUAUUCACAUUCAAAGUUGUUAUUCACACUACACAGAGGCACAUGUAAAGUCAUUAUUUGUACUGUUUGAAAAAAAAACUGGAUAGGCUUUUUCGGGAGGAGAUGAACCCUGCAGCUGCCAUUAUCAGAACAUAUACCAAACAGGAAUGAAAGCUAUCCGCGUGCAUAUUAUAAGAACUACAAUUCAUACUAGUAUAAAUUAUUAUCAUGCAUUAAAAGCAGUAUUUAUUCCUGUAUCCUCUGAUAUAUCCCCCCCCUCCCCCGCAUUCUCAUUCAAGAAUCUAUGUUCCUCUGAAGUACUAACUGUGAGAAAGGAUGUGAAGUGAAUGUUAAUGAAAGCUAACCCAUUAAUCGAUGUGUAUAUAUACUGCCAUAUAGUACAUUUUGUCCCUGUUGUACUCAGAGCUGCACAUAGACAAGGUGGAAACAUCCGCCCUCUGGUUCUGCUGUCAUUAUUUGCACUGAGGGAAUGAGCUGUAGACAGACUACUGUUUGACAUAAUCACUUUAAUGAUAUACUGAAGUGGAAGAUGUGGUGCAAACACAUGCCUUUGUGUUAAUAUACUGAAGCACUGUUUAAGAAUUGUGGCUGGAAGUCUAUAAUGUUCAAUUUAUACAAGUUAAAUGCACAUAAACCUGCUCAUAGAAUCACUGGAAACGUACUGUAACAACUAGAACUUCAUUAAGUGUCGAUGCUGUGUAUUGAAGGCUCCGCCAUGAUGUGAAUGAAGUGUGUUAUUGACAUGGUUGGUGAUGGUCUGAGGGAUAUGUCACAUUGCUGAAAUAAAUGCAUGGCAUUUACUCUCCUUCAAGAGAA
Messenger RNA from Labrus bergylta (ballan wrasse), 3219 nucleotides. It is a transcript of the gene phf24, whose product is annotated as PHD finger protein 24. Gene Ontology annotation, molecular function: transcription corepressor activity. NCBI's taxonomy places the organism in Eukaryota, Metazoa, Chordata, Actinopteri, Labriformes, Labridae. The record is from RefSeq and is a predicted model, not a curated record. Gene Ontology annotation, cellular component: cytoplasm; nucleus.